AUGACAUCAAUACCAGAGUAUGAUUAUGAAACGAUAUACGGUUUUGCGAAACAAUUUAAAAACCUUGAAGCAGUUUUGAUGUAUGUAAGUCUUCAUCCAGAAUCGUUAACCCUUAUUUGUAAUCAUAACUGGAGUAUUUUACAUCAAGUAGUUUUUUCUGGUAUGGUAAAGGAAUUAAAUCAACUAUUAGCAUUACAAAAAAAAAAUGGAUAUUUUCGUUUAUUAUCGCCAGCAAAGGAUGAGACUACUGUACUGGAUAUCGUAGAAAAGACAAAAGAUCAGCACCCUCCUCAUCAUCUUGCUUGCGUAGGAAAAUUAGAGGUUUUCAAAUCUUUUGCAGGAAUCCCAGAUUGUGAAUUUGAUUUGAAUUUGAAGGCCGAUAAUAAAACAAUCAAUCAGAUUGCUCGUGAAUAUAGUCAGAAUGGAUUUGCUGAAUAUAUUGAAGAGCUCAAUCCAAUAUUACGAAAAAAUCAAGAGUAUGUCGAAUCAGACAAACCGUCGGAGAAUAUCCAACACUAUUCACAUUUGAUUCAACAAAAAACGUUUUUAUCUGACGAUGAUGAUAAGGAUGAGAAUUGUAAAAAUACUAUAAUUUCAAGAGCAAAUAUGGAUGCGAAGUUUUUUAAAAGCAAACCAUUUAUGGCAACAAAUCUCGAUGAUAUUUUACAAUGUAUUAUUUGUCCAAUAAGUAAAGAAAUUUUCGAAGAUCCAGGUGAGUGA
Didymodactylos carnosus is the source of this 720-nucleotide messenger RNA. The record is from the annotation of a GenBank genome assembly. NCBI's taxonomy places the organism in Eukaryota, Metazoa, Rotifera, Eurotatoria, Philodinida, Philodinidae.